UGGGAAAGAAGACAACGCGGAGGAUGAAGCGGUAUGAAAUAUGAAUAGAAAAAAGACAAAUAGUUCGAUUUACGUCGCAUAUUUGCAUAAGGGACAUGAUCGAAGUGUGCAUUUGAUGAAUGUUUAGCCCUUUCUCCCAAGAAUACAUGCUCAUGAACAGCAAGAUAGUGCUAGAGGAAUAAAAACAAAAGGUUUUUUUUCGUCGCGCCGAAGUUCCGCAAGCUUCGUGCUGAAGCCUCGGAAAAGGGACUUCCAGUACCGACCCGGCGCGAGGCAAAAGCAGCUGCGUUAGAGGACGCAAAGCGUAUCAUAAAUAUUUGUUCUACAAUGGUUUGUCCGAUGCGUCGGUGUCGGAGAAGGAGCCUGUCAUCCAUGUGAUUGAUGCUCAUCGGGUGAACGGUAGUACUGUCAUGGCGAACACGAGUGACAGCCAAUGAAAAGUAAGACAUUCUUGUUGGGAAGCUUCAGAAGUAAACGUGUCAAAACGGGCAUUAUGUUCGUGUUCAACAUUUUCGCAUGAAUUAUACACCACAGUAUUUCGGCGGUUGUCUCUCAACGUUGCGGGGGCGUUGCAACCGGGAAUUGGAAAGUUCGCGGGAGGAAAAAAAUCUAACACCGGCGUGCUCGGGGUUUCCCAGUUGUCGGCACAAAAUAAAAGGACACGGGACAGGGGCGCACUGAGAGGACAGUUACAACUUUUUAGCAAGAAGAUACUACAAAGGUACAAAGCGAACAUGAAGGCCAAAACCCCGAUGAAAGUGUGGUCAAAGAAACGACAAUGCCGGAGCAGAGCGCGUAAACCCGGCUUGGUUCAGGUACGCAUAUCUGCUGUUGCGAUAUUACUGUUACUUUUUACACGUACCGUAAUACGACCUGCAAGAACGUGAUGGCAUAAUGUAAGGGUCGAAGCUUUAUUUUGCUGCACAUAUGCAGGAGCAUUUUGGACAGUUUUAGUUUUUCUUUUGAAAUAUCAGUUUUUGUCGGCCUGGCGGACAGCGAAAGCCGCGCGCGUCGACCACCCGGCUGCCCCGGUACGAAUGCAACGUCAUAUCAAGAAGACCACCAACGACCCGCUCCGCAAGAAAAUCGUGGCCCAGGGGAAAACGGUUUUCGAUUUCCGGAAAGUGGCGAAGAAGCUGCUGAAACCCCGGCGGGCAGCAAUGGCUACCAAGAAGUCGGAGUUGUUCGUGCCGAGUUCUUCCACCCGCAGGAAGGCGGAGGCUGCAGCUGGGUCUGUGCCGCAUGUCCGACCAGCCCACCAGCCCACCAUGGAUCCACGUGAGUUUCGAUUCGUCGGACCAACAACCAAACUCCCGAAGACGCGGGACAUGUCGAAGGGGUUCCGACGCCCCUGAAAUCAGAUAGUAGCUGUAGUUUCAUUUUCUGACAUUCCUAUCUACACUAUUUCUCCAGGAAGCCCUCGCACUUCUGAUUCACGCUGCUGUAUGAACAACGUUAAUUGUCCGCAACUUCUACAAGUCGCAGGGAGGUACUACGGUAUUUUCCAGAGAUAAGCACAAGUGUGGAGUUCGACUGCAAAGAACGCGCCGAAAUGUUUUUUAGGAAAAUAGAGCGCUGCAGGUAGAUCUACUACAGGAUGUUUCUUUCAUAUGCCACCGUACGUAGAGCUAGUAGACUCUCGGUCAUCGAAACGUCAAUUAAUUUUGCGAAAGUGAUGAAAUAUUCUUGAAAAGCGUGCACGACGUUAGGUUUUGCGCCUCUCAGCCUUGUGCUAAGAUUAUACGAGAGUUUCGUGGCGAAAAUCGUGUCAAACAAAACCGCGACUGUUUCCUAUGUAUUGGAUCUGGCACACUGGUGGACCAGUCGAAGCCCCUCGCUUCACUAGGAUCCAUUUCUCCUUUUGACAUACUAUGUACAUAAUCCUGCUCUCUGAUGAUAGAUAACUAAGGUCACUGUCUUAUUUCCAUCCUUGAUCCUUCGCCGCAGUUUUUUGUCGAGGUAAAACAUUGCUCACACACUCAAAGGGGUUGCGUCGACAUCUAACUCGAAGUUUCACAAUGGGUGCGACUUUGACACGGUUGUUUUAUUAAUAGCGCCACUCUCUACUUGUGCUUUCUCCUCUGCGUAAGUAUGACGUGAAGAGUUCACGUUUUCCUUAUUCCUUUCGACGUGAUGCAUACCGAAGACGCAGAAGGUGUGCUCGCUCUGCUAUGCUAUCCAGAAUGAUGAGCAGCGAAUCAUUGUAAGCGGUUUGAGUUUCGCUUCGUUAUAUCGUUUCUGCUUUUAGUGACAGCUCACUAUCUUCGAGUGCCCAUUGCAAUGCUCGAUCCGUUUUUUCCGAAGAACAUACACCGACCGGUCUUUCUCACCUUCACUUGGAAGUGAGCCCAUGCAGCUGCACUUACAAACUUCGUUUAUGUUUUCUCGGAUAAGUGGCCCUGCGUCGUGUGGUUUCAUAGCCUGUUGUCGAUAGAUAUUUCCCUGUCAAAUAUUGAGUCGCAGAGGAUCACAGCAGGAGCAGCAGCAGUAUUACAUACGAGCUACCUGUUCAACCGGGCCAUAGUUUCGUGAUAUUCCGGCCUAACUGGAACUUCACAUAUUUUUUUUAUCUAUUAAUCCUUUCGGAAACGCAAUGAUUUUUCACAUUUUCACUUUUUAACUUCCCUUCUCGCCUUCGAACGCCUUCUCCUGCUGCACAAGUUCGAUCCGGAAAGGGUUUAGUUUAGGUUUCAGGGUUUAGGACACUUUUAACUUCCCUUCAUUUUGAUUCGAUUCCAUUUUACAGUAUGUUGCACUUGAUUUUUUACCGGCCUUCGUGUAGUCUUUCUUGAGCUUAUUCAUAGGAAGAUUGGCCAACGAGGAGCGUAUCUCACAUCACAACUGCUGUCGCUAUUGUGUGAUGCAUGCUCGGGUUUGGUAACCCGCUCCAUGCGAGAAGAAAGUUGUUGUAGCAAAUGCUGCAUGUUUUACACUAUUUCUACUUCCCAGGCCCAGUCCCACUCCCACAGGUGUUUCCCAAAGCCUUACUUCCCAAACCAAAUAUAUUGGCAGAGUACUUGUUUUUCUUCUCAGGCAACAAUCAAAGAAAUUAUGAAGGAUGGCCAAGCAUUUCUUGUGCAUGGAAUGUAAGUGUAAGUGUAUCCAACCAAAUUGUUAUUGUUGUUCUGUUUUUUUAGUUUUGCUUCCCAAUCCAAUGGACAGAUUUCAACUAACAUUCUUAAUAUUUCCGGCCGUUGCAAGUUUCCUAUUUUGUCCACCUCCACACGCGUAACGCUGCAGGAAAAUUUGGAGCGACGCGACAGCUAUACACGCUUGCAGUUUCGCUUGUGAUUUUUCUUGUUGUUGUACUCCAGUGCUACCGUCACACCACUGCGAGCAUAGCAAGCCUGUAAAAUUUCGACUCGAUUCGAUCCUAUUCGUACUUGGCACGAAAUCUGUAGAAGUCCUGCUCUAUAAUUUUGAACUACGAAAAUACGCGACCAUCGCGAGGAUCUUUAUAUGGUGUGCCUAGGUAGCUUAACAAAGGUAAGUAGUUUGCAUAGAAGCUGAGUACAGCUACAGAGGUGUCCUCCCCCAACCCCAUAACGCAUGAUUAUUGAGAGAAGAGACCCAGUAAUCUAGUCCUUUCUUUAUCCCGGUUUUAAAGUGAAAAGUUGCACUUGAAGCCACUCAAUGCUUUGACUAAAACCCAAUCACUUCGUUUGGAAGACCAAGCGAGCCCAGAGUACGUAUAGUACUUCAGCUUGUGCUUAUUGGUCUGCGGAUUUCAAACGGAAAAACUAAAAAUCAUUGUGCCGCAUCCGCACCGCGACGGCAUUGCAUAGUGUAGUUCACAUUUCCAUAUAAGCCACCAAAAAAAAAAGUUAAAUUUUCGAUGGUUCGACUGGUUUACAUCUUGUUCCCACAUGAUUUGAAUGCCGGGAAUAUAUUGGGAUACGAUACCCCGUCUGGUUUUUAGAUCAAGUUAUAAAUUUCCAUGCCUUUAUUUAUUACCUAUCUUUCCAUAAAUAAGUAGCUUGAAACGCUUCCGCUACUCAUGGUGUGCCUGCAUCGCUAGGUGCUGCUUGUCCAUGAGCAAGCGGUGCACUCAAGCAACAACAGUGCACUGUGGCAGCACCGUUCUCAAUUUUUCCAGUUUGACGCACGUUUUUUUUGGCGACAUGAGAACCUAUCGGCCUAGUUUGGUUCAUUUGAGUCCCGAAACUAGAGAACAUAUAUAUAAUUUUUUUGCAUAGCCGCUUCUUGUUUUUCCUUCUCAAGUCAGUUCGAAGUCAAGCAGUUCCUUCGAGAGCAGUUUCUGGCUCACCUUGGUAGCUAUUACAGUACCGAAGAAGCUUGCGCCAUAUUGUUUUUCCUUCUCAUUAGCCCGGUGCAAAAAAAUGCAACUUCAUGCUGAUCCAUCACUGCUCGUACCUAUUUUUGUUUGCUUCGUUCUCAAGUGAAACAAAUGGAGCGGAUGAAUUUUAAUUCAAUCCCUGCUUCAUAGCAACAGACUCGGGAUUUGGCACGAUAUUUAGGAUGAAUUUCCAAGAAGCAUGCAGAGAAAAAAAAAGUGAAUGCUUUGCCAAAGAGCGAAGCAAUCCAUAUGGCAUCCACUGCGGUGUGGAGUAGAAAACUCUCGAACAAAGCGGAAAAAGUUAAAGAAGAUCCUGCUCCCAGUGCUGUGCAUUGCAUGCCGCCUCAAGGGCGGUGUGUGUGUACACGCCCGUGGAGCUACUAAUUGGAUCCAAAAUUUUAUCUUCAACAAAAGGGUUCGAAAUGAAAAAUGUCAAUCAGGCCGAGGCGAGAUGCAUGAGAAAAAAUAAUUAAAUUUGUAUAGUUAGAUGAAAACCAGACUAGUAUGGAAGUGACUGAUAACUUAGACAGGGUUUAGGGUUCGACGUGUGCUCCCGUCUGGCGCGUGAAGUUAUUACAUUGGCCGGUACAAGACUAUCGGUGGGCCUGCCAGGGUUGGGCUAAUUUCCCUGUCCCCCCUUAAGCAUGAUGUCGAUAAGCCCGGGGUUUGUAUGAGACGUGGGCGGGGUGCAGGUUCCUCGUUAGCCGCCUCUACUAAAACUAGUACGCGUGGUCAAGUUUAGCUCAUGAAGUAACUCGCCGGAGCUCUUACAGCCCCGAUUCCACCCCAGUCCUUGCGUCCUUGUUUUCAGAAUUCCGGUCCGAUCCAACUUAUUCUUAUAUUUUUAUUUUUCGAAAGAAACGAAUGCGAAUCACAAUCAAAAUCAAUCGGAAUAGCACCAACACGAAGAAGAA
Amoebophrya sp. A120 is the source of this 5211-nucleotide messenger RNA. NCBI's taxonomy places the organism in Eukaryota, Dinophyceae, Syndiniales, Amoebophryaceae. The record is from the annotation of a GenBank genome assembly.